CCACCCAUGCCCUAGAUCCGCUGACGUCCUCUUCCCAGAUCCACUGCUCCCAUCAUCAUCAUCAUCAUCAUCAUCAUCAUCAACAUCAUCAUCCUCUCUUUUAAGUCAAACCCUCUUCCUUCUCAUUCACUACCAUAUCCCCUUCCAGAUCUCUCUUUUCUCUCUCUCUUCUCCCAGCUCUAUAUAUAUUCCUUCUAUCCCUCCCAUCUCUUUCACCGAUUUCUUCUCUCGAUUUCCGAAUGGCGUCGUCGAAGCAACAGAUGCAUGUGCUUGCAGUGGACGACAACAGCGUCGACCGCGCCGUAAUCUCCCGGAUUCUCCGCAGCUCCAAGCACAAAGUCACCGCCGUCGACAGCGCUCAGCGCGCACUCGAUCUUCUUGGCCUGGAACCGGACGUGAAUAUGAUAAUAACUGAUUAUUGGAUGCCGGAUAUGACUGGGUUUGACUUGCUUAAACGGGUCAAGGAGUCUUCUGUGCUGAAAGAGAUCCCAGUAGUGAUAAUGUCUUCUGAGAAUGUUCCUAGUAGAAUCACGAGAUGUUUGGAGGAAGGAGCAGAGGAUUUCUUGUUGAAGCCGGUGAGGCCUGCUGAUGUAUCAAGGCUUUGCACCCGCAUGAUGAUGCGGUGAUGGCCGUUGGAUUCAAAUCAGACGGCUGGGAUGAAAAAGUUUUGUUCUUUUUUUUUUUUUUCUAUCCUUUUUUUGAUACAGAGAAAGAGUAGUUGUGGUUGUUUUGUUUUGGUGUUCUGGUGGGGAAUGUAAUU
Dioscorea cayenensis subsp. rotundata (Guinea yam) is the source of this 760-nucleotide messenger RNA. RefSeq names its product two-component response regulator ORR6-like. Gene Ontology annotation, biological process: cytokinin-activated signaling pathway; phosphorelay signal transduction system. Lineage: Eukaryota; Viridiplantae; Streptophyta; Magnoliopsida; Dioscoreales; Dioscoreaceae. The transcript has 5 exons. The record is from RefSeq and is a predicted model, not a curated record. Bases 240 to 626 code for a protein of 128 amino acids.